CGACGUUCAGACUCUUUGGAAAACAAAACUCACUAUUUCCCUCGGGAGCAUACAUUAAGUUGAUAUUAUUAUUACAUCAGGAUUUUCACAUGGAACAGAAAUAGCACAAUUUAUGUCAAACUUAAUGAGUGUGACUGCAUGUGAGUGAGCAUGCAGUUGUAAGUACACAUUACAAUUAUAACUUUAUUUACAGAAACUGGCGAUAAAGUUCUUCUAGUGUAAAUCAUGUCAGCGGUCAGCUUCAAGUUAGAGGGCCGCACCACGGCUAAAUCAAGGGAUAGCUACACCCUGACCCCUGACAGCAUCGUCACGAGACCGAGAACUUUCUCCCAGUUCACACAGGGACGACGUCAGCGUAAGGUAUCGCAGAUAAAUAGGAAAGUGAGUCAAAGCGCAAUGGCAAGAAAACGAAGAGAAUCCCGAUAUACAAUGCGCUCAUCUUCAAGUAACGUAUCACAUGAUCCGUAUUUGGAUGCGGUCAAGGAGCUGGUAACGAAUGCAGAACCACAAGGGUAUUUUGAUAAGAAUAUUCCCAAAAUUGAGCUGUUUCGUCGUGCCAGUAGACUGAUUCAACUUUUCGCAUCACUUUGUCUCUAUAGUCAUCAAAACGAGAAAGCCAAGGCAGAAAUGACGAAACACACGGUUUUCACAGAAUAUCUGAAAGGAGAAGACCAAGAGAAGGAGACGCUUAACAGUGAUCUCUAUUUUGACCUUUCUUAUUUCAAAGCAAAUCGCAAGAUGUACGUCUCUGCUGAAACGAAACACGUAUUGUCUUCGCCAUCAAAUGCUCGGACUGAGCAACAGAUAGCUAAGGUUAAAUACUGGCUUAGUUAUAUCCAGUCGUUUUCAGAAUAUCCACGGCGUAUGCAACAGAAGUUAAUCCAAGUUGGUUGGUACGAAUGCCACGCAGCCAAAAGAGUGUUGAUAAGACAAGGUCAUCGACCGCAGGCCUUCUACUUUCUUCUCUCGGGCUCAGCUGUGGUGACCGUGAUGGACAAAAAGACCCAAAUUAGUAGAACAGUGCAUUUCUUGAAACGUGGAGAUAGCUUUGGGGAACUGGCCAUUCUUCACGAUACUGUACGACAGUCAACAAUCAUCACACGAGAGUUCAGCGAACUUCUGGUCAUUUCAAAAGAGGAUUUCAUUGAAAUAUUCAUGGCAUCGCGAGGAGUGAAAACGAUCACAGAUCCAGACCAUGUUGAAUUCAUCAGGAAUAUCAACUUCUUGAAAGAAUGGCCAAUUGAACUUCUCUCGGUGAAUCCUAAGCGAUGUCUGUUUCAUUUCUUCAGGCGAGGUGCAGUUCUCGUCAAAGACAGCAACCGUUCUGACUGGAUUUACGUCGUCAAAUCAGGAAGCUGCCGGGUUUUGAAGAAGUUGAAGAAAGUUCAAUCACGGUUGACUGAACACCAAGAAAGGGUGGUCGGAUUUGAACGAGUCUCUAGCCGAAUAGCGGAAUCCUCGGAUCAAUUUACCAAGUUACGGCUCACAAUCUCAGCUUUGAGUGCUUUCAAACCGAAAACGGGCACCUCAACACCCAACCCUAGCAACCACCCUGGUAAUAACCAUGGCAACAGCGCUCUCGAUGGUCACAUGACGCAAGAUGACGUCAUUAAGGAGGUGGCCAAAGCGCAAGUGGUUUCUCCUGGUGGAGGAAAAAUACCGGAUAGAUGGAAAAAGGAAAGUAAAGAAAGCCUCAAUGAAAGCAUGCUCGGAAGACGGCAAUCUGCUCCGGCCACAAGUAAACUGACAAAGGAAUCAAUUGGUCUACCUUCAGUCGGCAAUGGUAAGAAAACUCUUCAAUCCAGCAGUUCCUGGUCCAAACUUCGGUCAGCUUUAGGAAGUAAAAACAAUGCUCCUGCAAAAAGACGAAUUUCAAAAGCCAGCAAAGACACCUUAAGCCAAGACCCAGAAGAUACGCUUCCUUCCAAUAAACUUUCAUUUCUUGAUGAAGAAGACGUGAAGAAAGAUGAGAAGCCGAUGACUGCGGAUGAUCAAUACAAACCUGUGUUUGUCGAGGUCGCGAGUUUGACAAAGGGCGAUACAUUCGGAGUCAAUUUUAUGUUUUUUGACAAGCAGCCGAGUCUCAGCUUGGUAAGCAAUGGAGUCGAGUGCAUUGUCAUCUCAAAGAAGUUCUUUCUCAGUCACUGUACCGAGGCAAUGAAACGAAGAUUGUUACUCCAGGAACAGCCUUAUCCAGACGAUGAAACUCUUCAAAGGGGACUUCAAGAUAAGAUUAACUGGGAAAGCUUUAAAACUAAAACACUGAAUAGUACAAUGCAUAAUCUGACUCAGUCGAUACGCCGCCUGAGCUUAGACACUUGAAUCCUUAACAAGCAUCAUGCAUUGCAUGCAAAAUUGCAAACUUUGCAACCAAGUCACUGGUCUGUGGCAAAACUGUACAAUCCUUACUUAAGCAGAUGCCAUAUUCAAUAUGUGAAUCACACUUCUUUAUGG
Dendronephthya gigantea is the source of this 2454-nucleotide messenger RNA. RefSeq lists its product as uncharacterized. The record is from RefSeq and is a predicted model, not a curated record. Lineage: Eukaryota; Metazoa; Cnidaria; Anthozoa; Malacalcyonacea; Nephtheidae. The transcript has 19 exons. Bases 226 to 2322 code for a protein of 698 amino acids.